GCUGGAGCAGCUGUCUCGCCAUGUCGGCUGCGCAGGCGGGGAGUGUCUUCCAGAGGGCCCGGGGUCGGACCCUGGACGCGUUUCCCGCAGCGGUUGUCCAGAAGAGUGUUUGCCAAAGCCAGUGAAGUGAUGCUGAAAGCUGCCUGGCCAAAUCUCUUCCCCUCUCCCCUUGGGACAAUCUGAAGGGUUGUUGAUGGGGAGUUUGGCAAGUCUCUCCUCUGCCAGUGAAAAGGAAAAGGAAUGGAAGGGCCCAUUCUACUUCAUCCAAGGUGCUGACCCUCAGUUUGGGCUGAUGAAGGCCUGGGCCACCGGAGACUGUGACAGUGGCGGUGACGAGUGGGGACAGGAGAUCCGGCUCACCCAGCAGGCCGUGCAGGCCAUCAACAAGCUCAACCCCAAGCCCAAGUUCUUUGUUCUGUGCGGCGACCUCAUCCAUGCUAUGCCAGGGACGCCUUGGCGGAAGCAGCAGACGGAGGACCUGCAGCGCGUGCUGGGGGCGGUGGACCGGGAGAUCCCGCUGGUCCUGGUCAGCGGCAACCACGAUGUGGGCAACGUGCCCACGGCGGAGACGGUGGCGGAGUUCCGCCAGACUUGGGGUGAUGACUACUUCAGCUUCUGGGUUGGGGGCGUGCUCUUCCUGGUGCUCAACUCCCAGUUCCUGCACGACGCGUCCCGGUGCCCCGCGCUGAAGCUGGCCCAGGACCGCUGGCUGGAGCAGCAGCUGGGCAUCGCCCGAGAGCGCCAGUGCCAGCAUGCCAUUGUCUUCCAGCACAUCCCACUCUUCCUGCGGAGCAUCGACGAGGAUGACGACUACUUCAACCUCACCAAGGCCGUGCGCAAGGAGCUGGCCGACAAGCUCACCGGAGCAGGUAUCAAAGCCGUGUUCUCUGGCCACUACCACAGGAACGCGGGGGGCUCCUACCAGAGCCUGGACAUGGUGGUGUCCUCUGCCAUCGGGUGCCAGCUGGGCACAGACACCCACGGGCUCCGCAUCGUGGUGGUCACAGCAGAGAAGAUCAUCCACCGGUACUGCAGCUUAGACGAGCUGACCGAGAAGGGCCUCGGGGGCGACCUCCUGGAGCUGCUGCGGGAGUGACCUCAGCCCGGCCCCUCGCUCCUCCGCACCAGCUGCUCCCAGAGCUUGGCCUGCCCGGACCAGCGGCCGCCACAGCCCCCGGCCGCCAGGAGACACGGGCCAGGCAGGCCUGCUUUUGUACCCUUGUGCAUAAAUCACAGCGCCAGCUCUCAUCCUAGAUGACGGCCUAAGUUAUAUCCGAAAUCAAACUGCCUAACCCGUGAUAAGGAGAAAGGUCUGGAAAUACCUUAACUGUGCCAA
Molecule: messenger RNA, 1336 nt
Organism: Dipodomys ordii (Ord's kangaroo rat)
Lineage: Eukaryota; Metazoa; Chordata; Mammalia; Rodentia; Heteromyidae
Gene: Cpped1
Product: calcineurin-like phosphoesterase domain containing 1
Exons: 5
Coding region: 194-1096 (300 amino acids)
Molecular function (GO): hydrolase activity
Source: RefSeq, a predicted model, not a curated record